AUGAGGGAAAAAGUUUGUUGUUUGUUUUUACAGUCAUUAAUACGUAAAGGGAAUUCAUGGGGGUCAGGUACGACCUACCUGGUCCACUCCUGUUUGCGCUGGGUAAGAAUUGAGCGGCUUUCCAAGUCCAAGGUUUCCUCCCACGCUUCUCAUCCUGGGAUAUCUGAAAACGGAGAUGGAGACUGCGGUCCUGUUGCUCUCGUUCUCUCAACGCAACUUAGGGCGUCCAUCGGUUGUCAUAGUGACGAUCAUCCUCCCGGUUGCGGCGCUCGUGCUGCACAGAUUUUGCCAGAAAGAACAUUAGCUUACAAAGGAGAUAAAUGUGUUGGAGGUAAUAAAGCUAAAGAGAGGCUUGCAGUUUUGAUUGCAGCCAACAUGACUGGGUCACAAAAAUUGCAUCUGCUCUUUAUUGGAAAAUAUCUGAAACCAAGGUGUUUCAAAAAUGUUCAGAAGAUUCCUGCUGCAUCUUAUGCUAAUAAUAAGGCCUGGAUGACUGGCAACAUCUACGAAAAAUGGUUGAGAGAUUUAGAUAACCGUUUUUCAGCAGAGAAGCGCAAAGUUCUCCUAAUCGUGGACAAUUGUACUGCACACAUGGAAGUCACUGGGCUUCAGGCAAUCCGUGUGGAAUAUCUCCCACCAAAUGCAACUGCAGUUUUACAGCCAAUGGAUCAGGGGAUAAUCAAUAGUUUCAAGCGAAAAUAUAUGACAGUGCUCUUGCAAAGAGUAAUCCUUGGCUUGGAAAGGGAACAACCUUAUCAGAUUGAUAUUCUUGGUGCAAUGCAUUUAUCAAUCAGUGCAUGGAAUGAUGUUUUAGAUGAAACAAUUUCUAAAGCCUUUCGACAUGCAGGUUUUAUUAAACAAACAGACGUAACUGAAGAAAUCCAUGACAAUAGAUCUCACGACGAAGAUGAGGUUCUCAUGCAUGAACUUCGCCGUAGAUAUCCACAGUUGCCAGAACUUUCAUUCGAGGAUUUUUUAAAUGUGGAUUCUAAUGUCAUCUGCACGGAGGAAAUAUCGGAUCACGAUAUUAUUAGCAGCAUAAUCAACGAGAAUGAGAGACUUUCAGAUCCAGAAGAAGAAAAAGAAAAUGAAGUAAAACAGUAA
Messenger RNA from Stegodyphus dumicola, 1104 nucleotides. Its product is annotated as tigger transposable element-derived protein 6-like. Lineage: Eukaryota; Metazoa; Arthropoda; Arachnida; Araneae; Eresidae. The record is from RefSeq and is a predicted model, not a curated record.